AUGAGCCCAGAGACCCUGAACGUGUGCCAGUACAACAUUCAGUACUCAACGUUCAGACAGGGCACAGGAGCCAUUGUUGACCGCGACUCAAAGGCCUUAAAAGAUGGAUGGGUAACCCAAGUCCAGUGCUUUGGGAAUAGGACCGGAAAGUGGAGGCUAGAAGGUCACAGUUUCAGAUCCCCAGUCAGAUGACUCCUCUUGGUGUCUGAGGCACGCGGCCUUUAUUGUUCUAUGCAAGUUGAGAACGGUGCAAAAUCCCCAAAUGUGUUUGCACGUUACUCAGUGGGAUUUCUCAUAGUAUGAUUCAGAGCUGGAGAUCAAACAGCAUUAGUUCUCUUUUCAAGUAGGUUUAGCAUUCGAUUGAGCCUGCCUGGAGUGCCAGAUGUGCAGGGUUUGCACAUUUGGGACUAUUCCAUUGGUUGGUCCUAACCCUGGUCCACUGGGUGUGCAGGCUUUUGUUCCAGACCGGGAUAAGGAGCAAUGUGCAGGCCUACAUCCCCAAUGAAAGAGCGACCCUAUCUAAUCCAAUGAUUUCGGGGUGGAACUAAUUACCCUAUGAAGGGCGUUUCCCCGGAGGGGGAGGUUUCCAAGGACACCGGUGUAUCCGGGGCUUGGCCCACACAGUCCUGUUGGGCCACUCCAUGGUUCCAAUGACUGCUCCUAUAGCUGCUGUUCUACUGUCAUUAAGUUCCCCACACGUCCAUACUGACGUUAGCUCUGGUUAGCUCUGGACCUUAGACAAACACAGCCAUCUGAAUCCAGUUAGCGAGAGUGGCUUUGCAGGCUAGUGGAGCCAUCCAAGUGCCGGUAGGAAACUUUAACUCAUGUGUGGUCAUUCCACUUGCUUCGGUCUUUAGAACCAAAUGACGGAAUUAUUGACACAGAUGUGCAGGUUUAUGAGUCAGUGGGUUGAGGGAUGGUAAUGGUUGUUAAAUGACAAUUUGAUAAUGAUAGUGAUUGACUAGUACUUGUACUAAUGAGACUUCUUUAUCUAUAGUUGUAAGCCCUUUAACUUUUUUUGUGCCUGCACAGAAACUGACUUUGUAUCUACAAACUGCUUCUCGGACCAUCAAGAUGUAUCCAAAACAACAUCCUUUUUUUAUUUAUUAAAUGGUGGCAUUGAUUUUAUAUUAGAUUUUCUUACUAGACACAAUUUUCCACAUGCAGGAAACUUAUGUUUGGGGCAAACAAAUGUGGCAUUGAGUGCCUUCUUAAGGCUGCUGUGCGCGUACGUGUGUGUGUGUGUGUGUGUGUGUGUGUGUGUGUGUGUGUGUGUGUGUGUGUGUGUGUGUGUGUGUGUGUGUGUGUGUGUGUGUGUGUGUGUGUGUGUGUGUGUUACCCUGCAAACCUAGGGCACAGGGACUCUCACUGGGUCGGGUCAUAUUAGGCUUUGUCAGCUUGGGUCAGUAUUGCAUUGUGCUCUAACGUUGCAAUCUGUUGUAUCUCUUUGCUUUAAAUCAACCAAACCUCAAAUCCAGUUUCACUGUGAGAUGAGAAUGAGCAGAUCGAGAGAGGGAAAGAUACACCACAUGACCAAGAAUAUGUGGACACCUGCUCAUCGAACAUCUCAUUCCAAAACCAUGGGCAUUAAUAUGGAGUUGGUCCCCCCUUUGCUGCUAUAACAGCCUCCAUUCUUCUGGGAAGGCUUUCCACUAGAUGUUGGAACAUUGCUGCGGGGGACUUGCUUCCAUUCAGCCACGAGCGUUAGUGAGGACGGGCACUGAUGUUGGGCGAUUAGGCCUGGCUCGCAGUCGGCGUUCCAAUUCAUCCCAAAGGAGUUCGAUGGGGUUGAGGUCAGGGCUCUGUGCAGGCCAGUCAAGUUCUUCCACACCGAUCUCUACAAACCAUUUCUGUAUGGACCUCGCUUUGUGAACGGGGGCAUUGUCAUGCUGAAACAGGAAAGGGCCUUCCCCAAACUGUUGCCACAAAGUUGGAAGCACAGAAUCGUCUAGAAUGUCAUUGUAUGCUGUAGCGUUAAGAUUUCCCUUCACUGGAUCUAAGGGGCCUAGCCCGAACCAUGAAAAACAGCCCCAGAAAAGUAUUCCUUCUCCACCAAACUUUAUAGUUGGCACCAGAGCAUAUGAGCGGAGUGGAGCGGGAGCGAGCUUGGAGCGUGAGCGGACGGAUUUUGAAGAUUUUGAAAAUGCGCAGAGCGGCAUUUUUAAAAGGACGGAGCGUCGCCCUAUGUCCCGCUCCAAUUUCGCUCGCUCACACCACGAGUCUGAAGCAUGCUCAAGCCUGACCCAGAAUCCAUCUGUUUAAUUUAAUUUGUGUCGUCCAUGAAUUUGUAUUUUAUAGAGCGAGAGGAGCAGCAGCAGCAACAAGAGAAAAGGGUUGAGGAAUUCAAAAGUUUAUUCACUGCACGCAAAGGCCCAACCAUAACAAGGGAGAGAAAAAGAGAGCUGGAUGUAGCAUUUUUUGAAAUGAUUUUCAUGGACUAUGAACCGCUGAGUAAAGGAGAACGCGAAGGGAUGCAACACUUCGCCAGCGCAGCUCAACCGGGCUACACCCCCCCAAGAAACUAUGAUAAAUCAGUACUUUACUUUGUCAAAUUUACAUCUGAGAUGCCCCAUUCACAUGCUUCAGCUGGCGAUCAAAAACGCCUUUAACAAGUACGACAACAUUAAUAGGCUGUUAGUGAAAGUCGGGCACCUGGUGAAAAGUGUACGCAAGAGCACAGAGGAAACCGACCAAUUAGGUGUCCGCCCCACAAAUGCCUGCGCCAUUCGAUGGAGCAGCCAGCUGCGGAUGAUUCAGUCAUUCAGCCGGUUGUUCCAAAAAGACCCGUUAUGGCAAAACAAACUCAAGUCUAAUGUUGCUAACAUCACCCUGAAUCAAGUACGGCAGCUGACGCACCUUGUCAGUGUGCUGACACCACUGGCAGACCUCACAGACAAAAUGCAGAAGGAGCUGGGGAACCUGGGGAUGAUCCUCCCUGCUGUCACAGAAAUCAAAUCCCUGCUCACCGAUGACACUCACGCUGCACUUCCAAUGGGCAUCGCUGCUUUUGCAGAAACAUUGGCAAACAACGUGUCAAUUCGCUAUGGAAUAUACUAUACUGAUUAACAUCUCAUUUUAGCGUCAGUGUUAGAUCCCCGUUUCAAGACAGAAUGGAUAAUCCGAGAUGAGUCUGUAUGCAACAAAUUCGGGGAGAUAAAGUAAGGCUGUGGUUUAAGCUAAAAGUGAAAUACAUGCAGAUUUUGUUCCUUUUUUGGAGUGAGCGGGGGACGAUUUGAGUGGAGCGCGAUGCAAACUGCGUUGAGCGCUGAGCGAUAAUGAGCGGACUGGCCUGAUGUGGCUUUGAGCGGGGGGAGCGGAGGGGUGAACAGCUCCGUGAGUGAGGAGCUGAGAUUCUCACCGCUCCACUCCGCUCAUAUGCUCUGGUUGGCACUAUGCAUUGGGGCAGGUAGCGUUCUCCUGGCAUCCACCAAACACAGAUUCGUCCGUUGGACUGCCAGAUGGUGAAGCGUGAUUCAUCACUCCAGAGAACGCGUUUCCACUGCUCCAGAGUCCAAUGGCGACGAGCUUUAUACCACUCCAGUCGACGCUUAGCAUUGCUCAUGGUGAUCUUAGGCUUGUGUGCAGCUGCUCGGCCAUGGAAACCCAUUUCAUGAAGCUCCCGACAAACAGUUAUUGUGCUGACGUUGCUUCCAGAGACAGUUUGGAACUCGGUAGUGAGUGUUGCAACCGAGGACAGACGAUUUUUAUGCGCUUCAGCACUCGGCGCUCCCGUUCUGUGAGAUGUCAUUUCGCGGCUGAGCCGUUGUUGCUCCUAGACGUUUCCACUUCACAAAAACAGCACUUACAGUUGACCGGGGCAGCUCUAGCAGGGCAGAAACUUGAGGAACUGGGAAGGUGACAUCCUAUAACUGUGCCAAGUUGAAAGUCACUGAGCUCUUCAAUAAGGUCAUUCUACUGCCAGUGUUUGUCUAUGAAGAUUGCAUGGCUGUGUGCUCGAUUUUAUACACCUGUCAGCAACAGGUGUGGCUGAAAUAGCCGAAUCCACUCAUUUGAAGGAGUGUCCACAUACGUUUGCAUAUAUGGUGUACAUUCAUGGCAUCUUUUCUCUGACGUUGAAAGUAUAAAGCUCCAUAUCUUUGCUUUAAAACGAAACCUCAAUGCAUAUAGAAAGGAAAAUGAGGCGAAGUAUAUAUUUUAUUUAACCAGCGAACGUCACACUGCGAGUGAUUAUCUCUUUUUCAAGUGAGCCCUGGAUGGGACCUUGCAAAAUGUACACAAAAUGUAAUCUUUUAUGUUUCACUUACCUCCCUAAUAGUCUACAAUACAGUGCAUCAGUAGGUAUUCUGUAAUGAGGGACUUUACCUACAUUACAGGUCUAUGUGUUGAGUCUAGGUAGGUUUGGUGUGUUGAGUCUAGGUAGGUGUGGUGUGUUGAGUCUAGGUAGGUGUGGUGUGUUGAGUCUAGGUAGGUGUGGUGUGGUGUGUUGAGUCUAGGUAGGUGUGGUGUGUUGAGUCUAGGUAGGUAGGUGUGGUGUGGUGUGGUGUGUUGAGUCUAGGUAGGUAGGUGUGGUGUGGUGUGGUGUGUUGAGUCUAGGUAGGUGUGGUGUGUUGAGUCUAGGUAGGUAGGUGUGGUGUGGUGUGGUGUGUUGAGUCUAGGUAGGUAGGUGUGGUGUGGUGUGGUGUGUUGAGUCUAGGUAGGUGUGGUGUGUUGAGUCUAGGUAGGUAGGUGUGGUGUGUUGAGUCUAGGUAGGUAGGUGUGGUGUGUUGAGUCUAGGUAGGUAGGUGUGGUGUGUUGAGUCUAGGUAGGUAGGUGUGGUGUGUUGAGUCUAGGUAGGUGUGGUGUGUCUGUGGACCAGUGCCAGAGGCAUUGUCAGGAGGCUGAGGUCUUACCAGGAAAUGAUCACCAAAGGAGGAAGAGGGAGGGAGGGGUGGCAACAGGCAUGGGGCUACAUUAUGAUUGAGUGAGGACUUGUUUAGCUUAGUCUCUGUGUGGGCCGGCCAGUUAGUCAGCCACCCAGCCAGCCAGUCAGUCAGUCAGUCAGCCACCCAGCCAGUCAGUCAGGUUUUAUCGCUUUGCGUUUCCUGACUAUCGCCAGAAGAGAAUAGAUUUGAAUACAGAGAGGAAGCAGACACGGACAGAUAAACAGAGACACGCUCACAUAUUUGAGAGAAGUUUGGGCAAGUUUAUAUCGUACGUGUGGCAUUGCCUUUGCAAGAAUGGGGUUAUGCUGUUCUGAGACGAAGGAGAAAACUUUGGGGAUGCUCACGCACUGGAAACAGGUGAGUUUGUGCACAACUUGUUUUGCUAGAGUGAGUCUCUACUCUCAUUCCAGUUGAAUGAGGAAAGGGCUUUACUUAAAACAACUUGUCCGAAUGUAGGGACUUGUGCAUAGUCAGAUGGUAUGAAUGGAUGUGGGUCAUAUACUUGCGCUGGCAUUUUAAUUAAUUUACUAAAAACGUUCACUUCACUUUAAACGUUGGUCUUUUGAAGUCCAUUCAAGUACAAUAGUUUGUCUGUUGGCUUGGAUUUUUAUAUUCAUGGAUAAUAUUGUAAUAAAUUGCAUAAUAACAGAUUAUAUCUUCUAUUAAACACCAAAUAACUUGUCAGUGGUUUGGGAUUAGGCUACGUCCAGGGAUUUAGUUUCUGCGUUUCCUAUUUUGUGUCUUUAUUCUAGAGAUGAGGGUCAGUCAGUCACACAACCAGGGUCAGUAGGAACAUCCAUCUGAUAUUGUGUUUCAAACUUGAAAAAACGUGUUCACCAGUUGAUAAUAAGACAAGUAAUUGAUUUGGAUGUUUAUAGCGCUUUUGCAGACGCUCAAAGUGCAAUAGCCUACAAUGUAAGGGGGAAACUAUCAAUAUGCGUUCAUGCAGACAACAUAAUGUAGGGGUUAUCUAAAAAGAAUACAUUGACAUUAUUGCAACAAUGAGCCUGUUAAAAGCUCUGAGUUUUUUUUUAUAGCCUGCAGUGGCACACAACUUAUCACUGCCUACUGUGAAUACUUUGAAUAAUGCACUUGUGGAGUAUUCAGUGUUAUGACAUAUACAGUAUGUUCACAUAACACUGGGGUACUAUUCAGAACUCAUUCACCGCACAAAUGUACACUCAAUUUCGGAAGCUCCAAACAACAACGUUUUGUUUCGAGUGUGUGUCACAAGAGUGUGUUUCCCCCAGUCCAACACAACAGGAUGUGUGAGUGAUGGCGCACGUUGAGUAGUGUGUCCUACCGAACACACUCAUGUUCCUGUCGUCCUGCCUCGACGCAUAGUACACGGAUGUCAGUAUGACUACCGUAUGGUGCCUGCAUACGUCUGUAUGACUACGGGGGGAAACACAGAAGACAUAGGUCACAGAGGUCACGAUGCAGUACCUCGAUGCCUUCCGUAAAUAAUUAAUUACAAAUCCGCUUGAACGGAAUAUCCGUGUAGGAUUUCGAAGUUUCCAGUUGGGGAAGUUUCAUGGGGUUUCUUUGGAUUGAUACACUGUAUCUGGCAGUUGGGUUUGUAGAAUUGAGUGAGGCCAAAGUGUUGAUUUAUGAGACGCGGACGGGCUGCUUUUUUUUGCACUUUGAAAGCUGUGUUCAGGUUACAGUCGAGGGGAAAUAACAGACAGGUCUGUUCUUUCGGUAUGACGGCCGUUCAAUGCUAAAAGGGGUGCGCUUUUUAAAAACGUUUUUGCUAGAAACAACAACAACCUUUAAAUUCUGUAAAUAUUCUGUAAAUUAGCUGCAGGAUAUUUGAUUGGAUAUUUCUCAGAUUACCAUAUUACUUUUCAUAUUUGGAUUGAAAUGAAGUAAAGCCAUUUGAAAUAAACGUAUAAAGAUAACACACACAGAGAAGACACACGUAUACAGACACAAAUAUACAGACACAAAUAUACAGACACACGUAUACAGACACACGUAUACAGACACACGUAUACAGACACACGUAUACAGACACACGUAUACAGACACAAAUAUACAGACACAAAUAUACAGACACACGUAUACAGACACACGUAUACAGACACAAAUAUACAGACACACGUAUACAGACACAAAUAUACAGACACACGUAUACAGACACACGUAUACAGACACACGUAUACAGACACAAAUAUACAGACACACGUAUACAGACACAAAUAUACAGACACACGUAUACAGACACAAAUAUACAGACACACGUAUACAGACACACGUAUACAGACACAAAUAUACAGACACACGUAUACAGACACAAGUAUACAGACACAAAUAUCGCCAUUGAGAUGAUGCAGUGCCUGUGGCUAGAGGACCUGUAGUGGCUAGAGGACCUGCAGUGGCUAGAGGACCUGUAGUGGCUAGAGGACCUGUAGUGGCUAGAGGACCUGUAGUGGCUAGAGGACCUGUAGUGGCUAGAGGACCUGUAGUGGCUAGAGGACCUGUAGUGGCUAGAGGACCUGUAGUGGCUAGAGGACCUGUAGUGGCUAGAGGACCUGUAGUGGCUAGAGGACCUGCAGUGGCUAGAGGACCUGUAGUGGCUAGAGGACCUGCAGUGGCUAGAGGACCUGUAGUGGCUAGAGGACCUGCAGUGGCUAGAGGACCUGUAGUGGCUAGAGGACCUGCAGUGGCUAGAGGACCUGUAGUGGCUAGAGGACCUGUAGUGGCUAGAGGACCUGCAGUGGCUAGAGGACCUGUAGUGGCUAGAGGACCUGCAGAGGCUAGAGGACCUGCAGUGGCUAGAGGACCUGUAGUGGCUAGAGGACCUGUAGUGGCUAGAGGACCUGCAGAGGCUAGAGGACCUGCAGUGGCUAGAGGACCUGCAGUGGCUAGAGGACCUGUAGUGGCUAGAGGACCUGUAGUGGCUAGAGGACCUGCAGUGGCUAGAGGACCUGCAGGCUGGAGUCAAGACGAUGCGCAGCUGCAUCCCUUCACUCAGCUGAGUAAUGAAUGCGCUGCAGUGUGUGUGUGUGUGUGUAUGUGUGUGCGUGCGUGAUGCGUUUAGAGGGGAUACCUCCGUGAGAGCGCCUGUGAAGUGCACGUGAUUCUGUUGCCAUGGCGUUCAGGUUGUGGUGUAAUUGGUUGUUGCAGAUUUGGUAGUCCUGUGUUUUCUCCCUCUACCCACCCCUCCCUUUCCCUCUCGCUGUCUUUCUCUCCUUGUGUUGCAGUGUUUGUAGUGAAAAACAUCUGGUCUGGUAACUCCAUUAACAACACCCCAUACUUCUCAAUGGAUUAUAACAGUAAACAUUGAUGGCGCUAGACAUAUUAAGACAAAUUAAGACUGUGGUAGAUAGGAGGGCUGCAGCAAACUCAGUGCAUUGCAAACUCUGGAUUUGCUCUGCAUUACUGGGUUGGGGGGGGGUGUAAUCUCCAUGUUGAUGUCUGCAGUGUGUGUGGCUGUUGGGGACUAAAGUGAGAGGAGAGAGGGAAAGAGAAAGGGAGAGGAGGGGGUGUGAGGGAGGAGUGGGUGAGAGAGAGGAGGGGGUGAGAGAGAGAGGAGGGGGUGAGAGAGAGAGGAGGGGGUGAGAGAGAGAGAGGAGGGGGGUGAGAGAGAGGAGGGGGUGAGAGAGAGAGGAGGGGGUGAGAGAGAGAGAGGAGGGGGUGGGAGAGAGGAGGGGUGUGAGAGCGAGGGCUUAAGAGAGAGCGAGGGGGGUAGAGGGAGGAGGGUGAAAGAGAGCGUGAGAGAGUAGGAGGCAGCCUCCACCAGCCAGCCAGUUCUAGCCAGACACUGGGGAUCCCUCGCCACCACUGGAACCCCUGUCCUCCUCUUCCACCCCUCCUUCAAGCCACUAAGCAUCUCUGCCUCAUCUCAGUCUCACAGAGGAUGGAUGGAUGGAUGGAUAUAGCACUUGAAUCUUCUCUGCCACCCACUACCAUUGGCCCUCUGGAAUGGAUAGAGAUGUCAUAGAGAUAUAUCACUGGUAUCUCCUCUUUGACUGCCAUUUGUCUUUCACUUCAUCUGCCUGCAUAGAGAUAGACAGAGAUAUCUUGGUUAAAGGGGCGUACCUACAGUACCUAAGAGAUCCAGUUACUGUACCUCUACCUACAUUGCUGCAAGCUUCUUACCUACUGACGUACCUACAUACUGCUGUUCAGGAGAAGACCGUCUAUCACUAAUUGAAAUACAGUCACUAUCAAACUAGCCGUUGUGACUGAGGAGAUAUCACUGGGAGAUUGCAGAAAUGAUGAAGAGCGCUCGGAAGGGGGGUCUAGGCGCUCGUCUUGGAGGGGAUUAUCAUUGAUCUGUCACCUGUGUCUUCGUGAAGAGCCACCAAAGAGGCUAAAAGACCAAGAUACGAAGAGAGAGAAGAAAUGAAGGCAGGGCUGUUGGUUGUUGAGUAAAGACAGCCUUGGUUUAGUCUAUUCAGAAAGACAGCCAUACAACAGCCAAGUACAGCACCAUGCCUGAAGCCAACACCAUGCUCUGUGUCUCCUGGGGAUACAUCAAGGUGUGUUGGGGACUGGGGGUACAUCAGGGUGUGUUGGGGACUGGGGUACAUCAAGGUGUGUUGGGGACUGGGAUACAUCAGGGUGUGUUGGGGACUGGGAUACAUCAGGGUGUGUUGGGGACUGGGAUACAUCAAGGUGUGUUGGGGACUGGGGGUACAUCAAGGUGUGUUAGGGACUGGGGUACAUCAAGGUGUGUUGGGGACUGGGAUUAGAUCAAGGUGUGUUGGGGACUGGGGUACAUCAAGGUGUGUUGGGGACUGGGGAUACAUCAAGCUGUGUUUGGGGACUGGGGGGUACAUCAAGGUGUGUUGGGGACUGGGGGGUACAUCAAGGUGGUUUGGGGGACUGGGGGUACAUCAAGGUGUGUUUGGGGACGGGGGUACAUCAAGGUGUGUUAGGGACUGGGGUACAUCAAGGUGUGUUGGGGACUGGGGUACAUCAAGGUGGUUGGGGACUGGGGGUACAUCAGAGGUGUGGUUUAGGGACCUGGGUACAUCAAGGUAUUGUUGGGGUGUUCCAAGGUGUGUUGGGGACUGGGGGUACAUCAGGGUGUGUUAGGGACUGGGGUACAUCAAGGUGUGUUGGGGACUGGGGGUACAUCAGGGUGUGUUAGGGACUGGGGUACAUCAAGGUGUGUUGGGGACAGGGGGUACAUCAAGGUGUGUUGGGGACUGGGGGUACAUCAAGGUGUGUUAGGGACUGGGGGUACAUCAAGGUGUGUUAGGGACUGGGGUACAUCAAGGUGUGUUGGGGACUGGGAUUAGAUCAAGGUGUGUUGGGGACUGGGAUUAGAUCAAGGUGUGUUGGGGACUGGGAUUAGAUCAAGGUGUGUUGGGGACUGGGAUUAGAUCAAGGUGUGUUGGGGACUGGGAUUAGAUCAAGGUGUGUUGGGGACUGGGAUUAGAUCAAGGUGUGUUGGGGACUGGGAUUAGAUCAAGGUGUGUUGAGCCCAUAGCUGUCUGCUGCUUUCAUUGUAUGCCAGCAUGUAUUGCAUGCCAGGAUGAUCUGAACUGAAUCAAAGUUUGGUUGAAAAGCUACUGCAGUAGUUUGGUUGAAUUUGACCCUAUGCUGUAAAUAUUUAUCUAGAAAUUGUAGAUUUUUUAAACCAAAUAUCUCAAACCAGGUCUGUCAUAAAGCAUAUACCCUAUAAGGAGACACCAAAUCCUUAUAUGGUAUCAAACAAACAAGCCUAUUCCCUUGGGGUCCAAUACUCCACGUCAACGGAAAGUCCCAGGAAACUAUUUAUGCUACCCUGGGACAGCAAUUUCCUGUUGGUCUCCAUGGAGUAUACCUAAUGCGGUGUGGUGUAAUUUUGUGUUUCCCCUGUUCGAUAUCUUGCUGGUCUAUGUGCAUUAGACAUUCUUUAUAUACAGCUAAAAGUUGUCCUGUCAAUUUCUGUUACUCAGUUAAAUGUCUUGUUGGUCUACAUCAGCGUUUCCCAAACUCGGUCCUCGGGACCCCAAGGGGUGCACGUUUUGGGUUUUGCCCUAGCGCUACACAGCUGAUUCAAAUAAUCAAAGCUUGGAUGAGGACUGAGUUGGUCUACACACGCUGGUGUUGACCAACAAGACAUUGAACUGAGUAACAGAAAAAAACUUGCACCCCUUGGGGUCCCAAGGAACCGAGUUUAUGAAACACUGGUCUACAUGUCGUGUAUCUAACCUGGUGUUGUCGUCCUUUUCUGUUACUCCAAAUUCAAGAGGACACAGUUUACGCCACUACCCCGGGGCAGCCAUUUCCUAUUGGUUUUCAAACAGUCUAUCUAAUAAUAUAGCAAUAUAUGCCAUUUAGCAAACGCUUUUAACCAAAGUGUCUUAGUCAUGCAUGCAUACAUUUUACGUACGGGUAGGCCCGGGAAUCGAACCCACUAUUCUGGAUUUGCAAGCGCCAUGCUCUACCAACUGAGAUACAGAGUCUACAAGCAUUUCGCUACAUCCACAAUAACAUCUGCUAAACGUGUAUGUGACAAAUAAAAAUGGAUUUGAUUUGAUAUCUAAUGGCGAUCUAACAUGGUGUUGUUAUUUUGUGUCUCUACAGUUCAAGAGGAUGUUGAACCGGGAGCUGACACACCUGUCGGAGACGAGUCGCUCCGGCAACCAGGUGUCAGAGUUCAUCUCCAACACCUUCCUUGGUAAGUCAACACACACACACACACACACACAGUCACUUUUACAUACAGUACAAGUACACUUGAAACUAAAUAACCCAUGUCAUUUAUUACACUGUGCUGUUCCUCCUUGGCCCGAAUGGUGCUGUUUUGGGUAUUAUUGGCUUUUACACAGAAAGAAUGAGAAACAAGGAAUACAUGAUUACGCAGGAGGAGAAAAAGGAUAGAGGGACAGAGAGAGAGAAAGAGAUGCUGCGGAAUGGGGUACCAGUGUGGAGUUGCUCUGCACUAGUUUCAAACCAGUCUGAUCUAGUCUGCUGGUGCGUUCCCUCUGUCUCACUGCAGAGAGAGAGAAAGAGAGGGAGGGAGACCUUCUACCCUUCCGAGGGAUUCCGUCCCUCUGUCGUUCUGCAGAGAGACAAAGAGAACGAGAGAGAAAGAGUGUUUGUUAUGCGUCUGGUGAAACACGUUCCAUAACUCCCAGACGAUAAGCCAGCGCUAGCUGACAGCACCACUUCUCCACAGCUCAGAGGAAACGACUGCUCAGAGAAAACUGCGCAGUGCACCCACUUGUAAACAAGCCUCCAUCUUUCUGACAGAUGAAAAAGCAAAUGGAGAGAAAGCGAGAGAGAGAUGGUAGAUGGGAGGAAAGGAGGAAGAGAAGGAAAGACAUUGAUGAAGAGAUAUUUUUACCUUUAUUUAACCAGGUAAGCCAGUUGAGAACAAGUUCUCAUUUACAACUGCGACUUGGCCAAGAUAAAGCAAAGCAGUGCGAUAAAAACAACAACACAGAGUUACAUAAAGAGAGACCUAAGACAACAACAUAGCAUGGUAGCAACAACACAUGACAUCAACAUUGGAGCAACACAACAUGGCAGCAGCAAAACAUGGUAGCAGCACAAGACAUGGUACAAACAUUAUUGGGCACAGACAACAGCACAAAGGGCAAGAAGGUAGAGACAACAAUACAUCACGCGAAGCAGCCACCACUGUCAGUAAGAGUGUCCAUGAUUGAGUCUUUGAAUGAAGAGAUGGAGAUUAAACUGUCCAGUUUGAGUAUUUUUUUGCAGCUGGUUCCAGUCGCUAAUAUAGGGAAGCGGAAAGGUACCAGGUCCAGUUAUAUUUUAUUACAGAUGUCCACCAAUACAACACCAGAGCCAGAAACUCUACAUUUAAGAGUAUCUGAUAAGAUCACUUUUUUAUAUACUGGCGCUGUUGAGUGGAACAAAUAAUAAUAAUAAUAUGCCAUUUAGCAGACGCUUUUAUCCAAAGCGACUUACAGUCAUGUGUGCAUAAAUUUUUUGUGUAUGGGUGGUCCCGGGGAUCGAACCCACUACCCUGGCGUUACCAGCGCCAUGCUCUACCAAUUGAGCUACAGAGGACCACAAUAGCUUAAAGCUAUACUGCCCAUAACUUAAUUUAAUAAAGAAUGUCUAGCUGAUGAUUGAACAAUAGAACAAUUUCUAUGUCUGUAUCUAUACUGAACAAAAAUAUAAACACAACAUGUAAAGUGUUGGUCCCAUCUUUCAUGAGCUGAAGCUUAUUUCUCUCAAGUUUUGUGCACAAAUUAGUUUACAUCCCUGUUAGUGAGCAUUUCUCCUUUGCCAAGAUAAUCCAUCCAGCUGACAGGUGUGGCAUAUCAAGAAGCUGAUUAAACCGCAUGAUCAUUACACAGGUGCACCUUGUGCUGGGGACAAUAAAAGGCCACUAUAAAAUGUGCAGUUUUGUCACACAACACAAUGCCACAGAUGUCUGAAGUUUUGAGGGAGUGUGCAAUUGGCAUACUGACUGCAGGAAGGUCCACCAGAGCUGUUGACAGAUAAUUGAAUGUUCAUUUCUCUACCGUAAGCCGCCUCCAACGUCAUUUUAGAGAAUUUGGCAGUACGUCCAACCGGCCUCACAACCGCAGACCACGUGUAACCACGCCAGCCCAGGACCUCCACAUCCGACUUCUUUACCUACGGGAUCGUCUGAGACCAGCCACCCAGACAGCUGAUGAAACAGUGGGUUUGCACAACCGAAACAUUUCUGCACAAACUGUCAGAAACGGUCUCAGGGAAGCUCAUCUGCGUGCUUGUCGUUCUCACCAGGUUCUUGACCUGACUUCAGUUUGGUGUCAUAACUGACUUCAGUGGGAAAAUGCUCACCUUCGAUGGCCACUGGCACGCUGGAGAAGUGUGCUCUUCACGGAUGAAUCCCGGUUUCAACUGUACCGGGCAGAUGGCAUCGUGUGGGAGAGCGGUUUGCUGAUGUCAACGUUGUGAACAGAGUGCCCCAUGGUGGCGGUAGGGUUAUGGUAUGGGCAGGCAUAAGCUACGGACAACAAACACAAUUGCAUUUAUCGAUGGCAAUUUGAAUGCACAGAGAUACCGUGACGAGAUCCUGAGGCCCAUUGUCGUGCCAUUCAUCCGCCGCCAUCACCUGAUGUUUCAGCAUGAUAAUGCAUGGCCCCAUGUCGCAAGGAUCUGUACACAGUUCCUGGAAAUGAAAAUGUCCCAGUUCUUCCAUGGCCUGCAUACUCACCAGACACAGCACCCAUUGAGCAUGUUUGGGAUGCUCUGGAUUGACUUGGCCACAAUCAACAGCCUGAUCAACUCUAUGCGAAGGAGAUGUGUCGCGCCGCAUGAGACAAAUGGUGGUCACACCAGAUACUGACUGGUUUUCUGAUCCACGCCCCUACUUUAUUUUUAAGGUAUCUGUGACCAACAGAUGCAUAUCUGUAUUCCCAGUCAUUUGAAAUCCAUAGAUUAGGGCCUAAUUUAUUUAUUUAAAUUGACUGAUUUCCUUAUAAAUCACAUGCGCCGAAUACAACAGGUGUAGACCUUACAGUGAAAUGCUUACUUACAAGCCCUUAACCAACAAUGCAGUUUGAAGAAAAAUAAGUGUUAAAUAAAAAUAAUAGAAAAAUAGAAAAAUAACAAAUAAUUAAAGAGCAGCAGUAAAAUAACAGUAGCGAAGCUAUAUACAGGGGGUACCGGUACAGAGUCAAUGUGCUGGGGCACAGGUUAGUCAAUGUAAUUGAGGUAAUAUGUACAUGUGGGUAGAGGUAAAGUGACUGUGCAUAGAUAAUAAACAGAGUAGCAGCAGCGUAAAAAGAGGGUGUGGUGGGGUGGGGACAAUGCAAAUAGUCCGGGUAGCCAUUUGAUUAGCUGUUCAGGAGUCUUAUGGCUUGGGGGUAGAGGCUAUUAAGAAGCCUUUUGGACCUAGACUUGGCGCUCCGGUACCACUUGCCGUGCGGUAGCAGAGAGAACAGUCUAUGACUAGGGUGGCUGGAGUCUUUGGCAAUUUUUAGGGCCUUCCUCUGACACCGCCUGGUAUAGAAGUCCUGGAUGGCAGGAAGCUUGGCCCCAGUGAUAUACUGGGCCGUACGCACUACUCUCUGUAGUGCCUUGCGGUCGGAGGCCGAGCAGUUGCCAUACCAGGCGGUGUUGCAACCAGUCAGAAUGCUCUCGAUGGUGCAGCUGUAGAACCUUUUGAGGAUCUGAGGACCCAUGCCAUGUUAUAUGAACUAUAACUCAGUAAAAUCUUUGAAAUUGUUGCGUUUAUAUUUUGUUCAGUGGAUGUCUGUAUCUAUUUCAUGUCUGUAUCUAUUUCAUGUCUGUAUCUAUGUAAUGUUGUUGCACUUUAGGGACCACAAUGGAAAUAAGUCACUGACUAUCCCUGUCACUUUUUAAAAAAUUAUGUACUGUGUGUGUAUAUGUUUUUUUUUAAACUGGCAAAUAUAAUCAAUCAAUCAAAUGAGGGAGAACGUGAGAGAGAAAAGAAUGAAUAGUGAUUUGAGGCAAAAUUGUUUUGUGUUCUGCAUUGCUGCUUGCACCUGUCAGGUCGAGGCAAAUCAUCUCUACGCCUCAUAUAGAAUAGAGCAGUGUGUGAAGCAACACACACGCGGUCAGCCGCACACACCACGUGUUGCUCACAUGUAGCGCCUCAAGAGAGGUCACUUCACCGCCACCCGCAUACAGCCCAGCCCCUCCUCCAAACAAUUCUGCUUAAUAUGACACAUUUCUACGGAUUGUUAUGGUUUGGAAAAAAGGCUUUUAUUUAUCCACAACAGUAUUCAAUCACUUCUCUUUUAUUUAUCCACAACAGUAUUCAAUCACUUUUCUUUUAUUUAUCCACAACAGUAUUCAUUCACUUUUAUUUAUCCACAACAGUAUUAUUUCACUACUCUACUUGGAAUUGAUGCCCCAUUAAAUAUUAUGGAAAGUUCCAGGAAUUUCUCAAUAGCUGAUUUGCAACACGUUAUUUCUUCAUCAUAAGUCAUUGAUCAAGUAUUUGCUACUUGUUGGCUAUUUGCUUGUGGAUUUUUCCUGGAGAAGAACAGAGAAGGGAAAAGGAGAGUGACAGAGAUGCGAGAGAGCUAGAGAAGGGGAUUGAUUGUUUGAGAGAGAGAGAGAGAGAGAGAGAGAGAGAGAGUGUGUAACCUAUUACCAUGCUAAUUGAAUGACUAUCAGUAGAUCGGAAGGAAGAAUGAAUGGUCUGGUCAGGGGUGUGACAAAUGAAAUGCCUCUCUGCAAGGAAACUAGUACAGACCACUUAUACAUAGUCAUACAGAUGUUGGAUCUUAAUUUGAUCACCCUGCUGUUGAAGGAAAUGUCCUGCACAGCAGAUAAUGCUAACUUGUAGUGUAUUCAAGGUUUAAAAAGGCUUCCAAAGUCUAUAAUAUCCAAUUAAAAAUGUAUCAACCCCUACAUGUCCAUUCAUUAUAAUCCACACAAUAAUUCAAAUAUCCUGUUGUAGCAGGAUUAUUUUCCUGCUGUGAGAAACUGGUCAAAUGGAGAUCCUACAUCUGUAGCAUCCCUCUCAAGUCUGUUGUUGGUAUUUAAAUAAUACAUUGAUGUGCCAUAUCGAGGUAGAUGUCAAUACGCACAUACAUUGUGCUUUAUAAAUGUACAUAUCAAUAUAAAUGUUAUGCUUUGCGAUCAUGAUAUCACCAUUGGCACACCAUUGUUGUUUGCGAGACUGUAUUUUCAUGUUACGGUGCAGUAAUUGAAUCUUCCUCCCUACAUCCCUGCAGACAAGCAGAAUGAGUUGGAGUUACCGUGCCCCAUGGCCAAGACCAGAGAGCGAAAGAAGAGACCCCAUCACCAGACCCAGCAGGAGGGUCAGGGGACCUUGACCCAGAUCAGCGGGGUCCGGAAGCUCAGCCACACCGCUGGGCUCCAAGGCAGCAGCGUCAGCCGCUUUGGAGUCAAGACGGACCAGGAGGACCUGCUGUCUAAGGUACUGGGGGAGUCUGUACUAAUAAACACCAUAUGAGUCCCAUAUAGAAUAGGGAAUCAUGUCAUCUCUAUUCAUUCCAUUUCUCUCUGCAACAUGCAAAAUGUUUCACCUCAGUUAAUAAAACCCCAGAGGAGGUCUAUUCUAUUUUAAUUCAAUUUAGGAAAUGAAGGGAAAUUCAGAUUAAAGACUGAUUUGAAAAUAAAUGGCACUUUUUGAUUCAUGAAUUGAAAAUGUUAAUCUCUCUCUCAGGACCUUGAGGACAUCAACAAGUGGGGUUUGAACAUCUUCAGGGUGGCCGAGCACUCCCACAACCACCCGCUAACAUGCACCAUGUACACCAUCUUCCAGGUCAGUGUUCUUCCUCUUCUUCCUCCUCCUCUUCCUCAUCUUCCUCCUCUUCCAUGUACACCAUCUUCAGGGUGGCCGAGCACUCCCACAACCGCCCGCUAACAUGCACCAUGUACACCAUCUUCCAGGUCAGUGUUCUUCCUCUCUUCUUCCUCCUCCUCUUCCUCAUCUUCCUCCUCUUCCAUGUACACCAUCUUCAGGGUGGCCGAGCACUCCCACAACCACCCGCUAACAUGCACCAUGUACACCAUCUUCCAGGUCAGUGUUCUUCCUCUCUUCUUCCUCCUCCUCUUCCUCAUCUUCCUCCUCUUCCAUGUACACCAUCUUCCAGGUCAGUGUUCUUCCUCUUCUUCCUCCUCCUCUUCCUCCUCUUCCUCCUCUUCCAUGUACACCAUCUUCAGGGUGGCCGAGCACUCCCACAACCGCCCGCUAACAUGCACCAUGUACACCAUCUUCCAGGUCAGUGUUCUUCCUCUUCUUCCUCCUCCUCUUCCUCCUCUUCCGUUCCUGUCAGAAUGCAAUGGUUCUCCUGCAGACACACACACACACACACACACACCAGGGGUGAGUCGCCAGCACACAGCAGUGUAUAUCAGCUCUCUGUGUUUUCUUAAUGUGUCCUCAUCUUCUGGGUCAGUAGCUGAAUGAUCACUACUGUAGUAUGAACAUCUAGUCAUGAGGAUGAAUGGACUGUGACAAUGAAUUACUCAGCCAGCCAAGUCAAGCAAUUCAUACUCCUUUACAGUCUUUGCUUUGACAAUGUAAUGGCCUUCUUUAUUAUUUGGCCUACAUCUUGCUGUGACAAUGUAAUGGCCUUCUUUAUUAGUUGGCCUACAUCUUGCUGUGACAAUGUAAUGGCCUUCUUUAUUAGUUGGCCUACAUCUUGCUAUGACAAUGUAAUGGUCUUUAUUAGUUGGCCUACAUCUUGCUAUGACAAUGUAAUGGCCUUUAUUAUUUGGCCUACAUCUUGCUAUGACAAUGUAAUGGCCUUUAUUAGUUGGCCUACAUCUUGCUAUGACAAUGUAAUGGCCUUCUUUAUUAGUUGGCCUACAUCUUGCUAUGACAAUGUAAUGGCCUUCUUUAUUAGUUGGCCUACAUCUUGCUAUGACAAUGUAAUGGCCUUCUUUAUUAGUUGGCCUACAUCUUGCUAUGACAAUGUAAUGGCCUUUAUUAGUUGGCCUACAUCUUGCUAUGACAAUGUAAUGGCCUUUAUUAUUUGGCCUACAUCUUGCUAUUACAAUGUAAUGGCCUUUAUUAGUUGGCCUACAUCUUGCUAUGACAAUGUAAUGGCCUUCUUUAUUAGUUGGCCUACAUCUUGCUAUGACAAUGUAAUGGUCUUUAUUAUUUGGCCUACAUCUUGCUAUGACAAUGUAAUGGCCUUCUUUAUUAUUUGGCCUACAUCUUGCUAUGACAAUGUAAUGGCCUUUAUUAGUUGGCCUACAUCUUGCUAUGACAAUGUAAUGGCCUUCUUUAUUAGUUGGCCUACAUCUUGCUAUGACAAUGUAAUGGCCUUUAUUAUUUGGCCUACAUCUUGCUAUGACAAUGUAAUGGCCUUUAUUAGUUGGCCUACAUCUUGCUAUGACAAUGUAAUGGCCUUUAUUAUUUGGCCUACAUCUUGCUAUGACAAUGUAAUGGCCUUCUUUAUUAUUUGGCCUACAUCUUGCUAUGACAAUGUAAUGGUCUUUAUUAUUUGGCCUACAUCUUGCUAUGACAAUGUAAUGGCCUUCUUUAUUAGUUGGCCUACAUCUUGCUAUGACAAUGUAAUGGUCUUUAUUAUUUGGCCUACAUCUUGCUAUGACAAUGUAAUGGCCUUCUUUAUUAGUUGGCCUACAUCUUGCUAUGACAAUGUAAUGGCCUUUAUUAUUUGGCCUACAUCUUGCUAUGACAAUGUAAUGGCCUUUAUUAGUUGGCCUACAUCUUGCUAUGACAAUGUAAUGGCCUUUAUUAGUUGGCCUACAUCUUGCUAUGACAAUGUAAUGGCCUUUAUUAGUUGGCCUACAUCUUGCUAUGACAAUGUAAUGGCCUUUAUUAGUUGACCUACAUCUUGCUAUGACAAUGUAAUGGCCUUCUUUAUUAGUUGGCCUACAUCUUGCUAUGACAAUGUAAUGGCCUUUAUUAUUUGGCCUACAUCUUGCUAUGACAAUGUAAUGGCCUUUAUUAGUUGGCCUACAUCUUGCUAUGACAAUGUAAUGGCCUUUAUUAUUUGGCCUACAUCUUGCUAUGACAAUGUAAUGGCCUUCUUUAUUAUUUGGCCUACAUCUUGCUAUGACAAUGUAAUGGUCUUUAUUAUUUGGCCUACAUCUUGCUAUGACAAUGUAAUGGCCUUCUUUAUUAGUUGGCCUACAUCUUGCUAUGACAAUGUAAUGGUCUUUAUUAUUUGGCCUACAUCUUGCUAUGACAAUGUAAUGGCCUUCUUUAUUAGUUGGCCUACAUCUUGCUAUGACAAUGUAAUGGCCUUUAUUAUUUGGCCUACAUCUUGCUAUGACAAUGUAAUGGCCUUUAUUAGUUGGCCUACAUCUUGCUAUGACAAUGUAAUGGCCUUUAUUAGUUGGCCUACAUCUUGCUAUGACAAUGUAAUGGCCUUUAUUAGUUGGCCUACAUCUUGCUAUGACAAUGUAAUGGCCUUUAUUAGUUGGCCUACAUCUUGCUAUGACAAUGUAAUGGCCUUUAUUAGUUGGCCUACAUCUUGCUAUGACAAUGUAAUGGCCUUUAUUAGUUGGCCUACAUCUUGCUGUGACAAUGUAAUGGCCUUUAUUAUUUGGCCUACAUCUUGCUGUGACAAUGUAAUGGCCUUCUUUAUUAGUUGGCCUACAUCUUGCUAUGACAAUGUAAUGGCCUUCUUUAUUAGUUGGCCUACAUCUUGCUAUGACAAUGUAAUGGCCUUCUUUAUUAGUUGGCCUACAUCUUGCUGUGACAAUGUAAUGGCCUUCUUUAUUAGUUGGCCUACAUCUUGCUGUGACAAUGUAAUGGCCUUCUUUAUUAGUUGGCCUACAUCUUGCUAUGACAAUGUAAUGGUCUUUAUUAGUUGGCCUACAUCUUGCUAUGACAAUGUAAUGGCCUUCUUUAUUAGUUGGCCUACAUCUUGCUAUGACAAUGUAAUGGUCUUUAUUAGUUGGCCUACAUCUUGCUGUGACAAUGUAAUGGCCUUCUUUAUUAGUUGGCCUACAUCUUGCUAUGACAAUGUAAUGGUCUUUAUUAUUUGGCCUACAUCUUGCUGUGACAAUGUAAUGGCCUUCUUUAUUAGUUGGCCUACAUCUUGCUGUGACAAUGUAAUGGCCUUCUUUAUUAGUUGGCCUACAUCUUGCUAUGACAAUGUAAUGGCCUUUAUUAGUUGGCCUACAUCUUGCUAUGACAAUGUAAUGGUCUUUAUUAUUUGGCCUACAUCUUGCUAUGACAAUGUAAUGGUCUUUAUUAGUUGGCCUACAUCUUGCUAUGACAAUGUAAUGGCCUUCUUUAUUAGUUGGCCUACAUCUUGCUAUGACAAUGUAAUGGUCUUUAUUAGUUGGCCUACAUCUUGCUAUGACAAUGUAAUGGCCUUUAUUAGUUGGCCUACAUCUUGCUAUGACAAUGUAAUGGCCUUCUUUAUUAGUUGGCCUACAUCUUGCUAUGACAAUGUAAUGGCCUUUAUUAGUUGGCCUACAUCUUGCUAUGACAAUGCCAUUGCAAUUUAAACAAGACAAAGUCCAAGGGAAACCAAAGUCGGUCAUUUUAAGUUUAAGCAAAUUGAAAGGACCAUCAGGUUGAUGUUUUACUCAAGUUGCGGGUUACGUCCCGUGUGUGUCCCGUGCAGGAGCGAGACCUGAUGAAGAUGUUUAAAAUCCCUGCGGACACCUUCGUGACCUUCAUGAUGACCCUGGAGGCCCACUACCACUCAGACGUAGAAUACCACAACAGCCUCCACGCUGCAGACGUGGCCCAGUCCACACACAUCUUGCUCUCUACACCCGCUCUGGAUGUAAGUCACCUGACCCAGCUCGACCUAUGAUAGUGCUGUUUUCUCCUAUCUGUUUUCUUGUGUCUUCUCUCUACUCUGGAUCUCUCUUCUCUGUUUUCUUGUGUCUUCUCUCUACUCUGGAUCUCUCUUCUCUGUUUUCUUGUGUCUUCUCUCUACUCUGGAUCUCUCUUCUCUGUUUUCUUGUGUCUUCUCUCUACUCUGGAUCUCUCUUCUCUCCUCCCUCCUCUCCCUCUCUUCCUCCAAUCAUUGUCAGAGACCUAGCUCACAUCAGCCCAAUGAUAAAGCCCUUUAAGACCUCUGCUGUUGAAAUGCUUAGUGUUGAUUUUCAUCUAUCGGUUAUCCAGACAGAUCUUGAAUUACGACUCUGUUAUCUAGCAACCUGUCUUCUUGAUUUGUUUUGAAUAUGACGACUAAAGGGAGUGACUAACACCAUCUCACAUAGCAGACCUUAAAGUCAGAAUAAAUCAUGUAUACGAGCAAGUCACACCACUCCACUGAAAUAUGUCACCGCCACUCAACCUAGAUAUGUCACACAAUAAUGAGUUACUAGCAGAUGAAUGUGUUACUCUAUCUUGCCAAGCAGAAUUUUUACUGUCAAUGUGGAAAACUCAUCAAGUCUCUCCGGUUUCCUUUCCUUUCACUCCUCUGGUCCUGUCCAAUCAUAGGCCGUCUUCACGGAUCUGGAGAUCUUGGCGGCCAUCUUUGCGGCAGCCAUCCAUGACGUGGACCACCCUGGGGUCUCCAACCAGUUCCUCAUCAACACCAGUGAGUACUUUCUUCCUCAAAAGCUAGCAACAGUGAGUACUUUAUCCCUCAAAAGCUAACAACAGUGAGUACUUUAUCCCUCAAAAGCUAGCAACAGUGAGUACUUUAUCCAUCAAAUGCUAACAACAGUGAGUACUUUAUCCCUCAAAAGCUAACAACAAUGAGUACUUUAUCCCUCAAAAGCUAGAAACCGUGACUACUUUAUCCAUCAAAUGCUAAAAACAGUGAGUACUUUAUCCCUCAAUAGCUAGUACCAGUGAGUACUUUAUCCCUCAAGCUAACAGUGAGUACUUAAUCCCUCAAAAGCUAAAAACAGCGAGUACUUUCUCUCUCAAAAGAUAAAAACAGUGGGUACUUUAUCCCUCAAAAGCUAACAACAGUGAGUACUUUGUCCCUCAAAAGCUAACAACAGUGAGUACUUUGUCCCUCAAAAGCUAACAACAGUGAGUACUUUCUUCCUCAAAAGCUAAUAACAGUGAGUACUUUAUCCCUCAAAAGCUAACAACAGUGAGUACUUUCUUCCUCAAAAGCUAAUAACAGUGAGUACUUUAUCCCUCAAAAGCUAAAAACAGCGAGUACUUUCUCUCUCAAAAGAUAAAAACAGUGGGUACUUUAUCCCUCAAAAGCUAACAACAGUGAGUUACUUUGUCCCUCAAAAGCUAACAACAGUGAGUACUUUGUCCCUCAAAAGAUAACAACAGUGAGUACUUUCUUCCUCAAAAGCUAAUAACAGUGAGUACUUUAUCCCUCAAAAGCUAACAACAGUGAGUACUUUCUUCCUCAAAAGCUAAUAACAGUGAGUACUUUAUCCCUCAAAAGCUAACAACAGUGAGUACUUUGUCCCUCAAAAGCUAACAACAGUGAGUACUUUAUCCCUCAAAAGCUAACAACAGUGAGUACUUUGUCCCUCAAAAGCUAACAACAGUGAGUACUUUGUCCCUCAAAAGCUAACAACAGUGAGUACUUUCUUCCUCAAAAGCUAAUAACAGUGAGUACUUUAUCCCUCAAAAGCUAACAACAGUGAGUACUUUAUCCCUCAAAAGCUAACAACAGUGAGUACUUAUCCCUCAAAAGCUAAUAACAGUGAGUACUUUGUCCCUCAAAAGCUAACAACAGUGAGUACUUUCUUCCUCAAAAGCUAAUAACAGUGAGUACUUUAUCCCUCAAAAGCUAACAACAGUGAGUACUUUAUCCCUCAAAAGCUAACAACAUUGAGUACUUUAUCCUUCAAAAGCUAAUAACAGUGAGUACUUUAUCCCUCAAAAGCUAACAACAGUGAGUACUUUCUUCCUCAAAAGCUAAUAACAGUGAGUACUUUAUCCCUCAAAAGCUAACAACAGUGAGUACUUUCUUCCUCAAAAGCUAAUAACAGUGAUUACUUUAUCCCUCAAAAGCUAACAACAGUGAGUACUUUAUCCCUCAAAAGCUAACAACAUGGAGUACUUUAUCCUUCAAAAGCUAAUAACAGUGCUGAAUUCAUAAGCUCUGCUACUUUAGUACUACGUUAUGUUAUCCUUUACUAUAUAAUUGGUUGUAUUUUAUCCCUUCCAUUUUUCCCUAUUGUUUCUAAUGGUCAUCUUUCUGUCUGUCCCCUUGGAGUCUCUGUAUUUUUAUCUCUCUGUCCUCUGUAUAUCGAUAUUUAUAAUAUAUAAUGUAUAUAGGAUGAGAUUAUAAAUAUAGUAUAUAGCUAUGAUGAGAUAUAUAUAUAUAUAACUUAGCUAUAUAAUAUCUCUAUCUGGAUUAUCUCUAUUCUAUUUCUCUCUAUCUCUCUUCUAUGUUAUCUCUCGCUCUCUAUCUCUCUCUAUCUUCUCUUCUCUUCUCUCUUCUCGGGUCUCUCGUCUCUCUCUCUCUCUCUCUCGUCUCUCCUGUCUCUCUCUCUCGCUUCUCUCUCCUCUCUCUCUCUCUCUCUCUAUCUCUCUCGUCUCUCUCUCUCUGUCUCUCUCUCUCUCUCUCUGUCUCUGUCUCGUCUCUGUCUCUGUCUCUCUCUCUCUGUCUCUGUCUCUCUCUCUCUCUGUCCAGACUCAGAGCUGGCCCUGAUGUACAACGAUGAGUCGGUCCUGGAGAACCACCACCUGGCUGUGGGCUUCAAGCUGCUGCAGGAAGACAACUGUGAUAUCUUCCAGAACCUGACCAAGAAAGAACGCCAGUCCCUCAGGAGGAUGGUCAUAGACAUGGUGAGAGAACGUCUCGGUUCUGACCAAACAUAUUUCAUUCUGAUGUCAGAUUCAUACGAGUCUCCGACUGUUGGUCGGUCUGUCGGUCGGUCCAGUUUUCUAUCCCUGUCUCAAUUCAAUUCGAUAAAUUAGGUUUCUUGGCAUCAUAGAUCACAAAUCAUAUAUUACUGAAACAUAAACAUGUAUAAAUCACUAACAACAAUCUCUCUCUCUCCAGGUACUGGCCACUGACAUGUCCAAACACAUGAGCCUAUUGGCUGACCUGAAGACCAUGGUGGAGACCAAGAAGGUGACCAGCUCUGGAGUGCUGCUGCUGGACAACUACACAGACAAAAUACAGGUAGGAGAUCACACACACACACACACACACACACACACACACACACACACACAACCAAACUUACACAAUCCUCUCUCCUCCCCUCUCUUCCAGGUGAUGCGUAACAUGGUUCAUUGUGCUGACCUCAGUAACCCCACCAAGUCUCUGGAGCUGUACCGCCAGUGGACCGACCGCAUCAUGAACGAGUUCUCCCACCAGGGAGACCGGGAGAGGGAGAGAGGCAUGGAGAUCAGCCCCAUGUGUGAUAAGCAUACGGCUUCAGUGGAGAAGAGCCAGGUAGGUUACUAAUACAUGUAGAGGGAAUAUACACACACACACACACUCAUACGUACCGUACUCACACUGCUCGCAUACACACACACACACACACCCUACACACACAUACAUACUGCUUGCAUACACACGCACACACACACACUCAACCCCCUCUAUUGCGGUUAUUACAGUAUCUAUCUUUAAAUCUCACACCCUCCUCUCCUUUCUCCCUCUCUCCAGGUGGGCUUCAUCGACUACAUCGUCCACCCUCUGUGGGAGACGUGGGCCGACCUGGUGCACCCUGACGCUCAGGACAUCCUGGACACCCUGGAGGACAACAGGAACUGGUACCAGAGCAUGAUCCCCCAGAGCCCCUCUCCCCCCUUCUACACCAGCGACGGAGAGGUGGAUGGAGAGGGAGGACACAGGUUCCAGUUUGAGCUGACGCUAGAGGAUGAACAGGAUGAGGAUGGCCAGAUAGGAGUGGAGGAGGGCGAGAGAGGGACGGAAGGGGGGUGGUCGCCAGUUGACCAGGGUGGAGUGUAGAUGAACACACGUGGAGCUUCCCCCACAUAACGAGCCGUGACCCGCGAUCUUCAUAAAUGGAAGCAUCAGUUUUAGGUUGUGUUUCACGUUUUGUUUUUCUUGCAGUGGAGGAAUCCUGCAAUCUGGCUCUUUGGAGCUGCUCUGCUUGUGCGCGAGGGCCUGACUGGCUUUGGGCCCCUGUAG
Coregonus sp. 'balchen' is the source of this 25267-nucleotide messenger RNA. Lineage: Eukaryota; Metazoa; Chordata; Actinopteri; Salmoniformes; Salmonidae. The record is from the annotation of a GenBank genome assembly.